AUGAAUCCAGAAAAUAAGAAAAUCUUGAUUGAUAAAUUAAAAAGAGAAAAAGAAGCAGCAUUUGAAAAAAAUCAGGCUGAGAAGAUUGAAAAAAAGCAUAACCAAGCUAAACAAAGAAAAAAAAGACAAUGUGAAAAUAAUUCUCCCAAAGAAGACGUACUUAUAUCGUUCAAGGAUUUAACAAAACAAGGACGUAGACAUGACUCAUCGGUCAAUACGAGUGGGCUAAAAAUUAUUUCUCUCAUGAAUCAAGUACCAUCUGAUUCAAAUAAUUAUAAAACACAAAGUGAAACUAUCUGUAAACCUCAAAUUGACGGCGUGACAACAAAAAACCCAGUUGCGUCUACCUCUAGGUCAAACCUCAACCAAACAUCUAAAGUAAACGAAACCAAAAAGAAGUGCAAAAAAUCAAGUGGUUUAACAUCUAGCGAAAGAUCUAGAAAAUGUAGACAGAAUAUGUCUGAGGAAAAAAAAUCCCUGCUAAGAGAAAGAGAUAAAGAAAGAAAACGAAAGUUACUUGCAGAAGGAAAAAUUUUAAAAAUUAAAGAUCUACCAAAAAAGAAACAAGUUGCACAAAGAGAUUUCUGGAAAAAAACUAAAAGAAAUUAUCGAGCAAGGAUAAAAACUCUGAAGGCAAUUGUAUCAGAAACUCCUCCUGAAUCAGAAAGUGAAGAUGUAUUAGGUCUGGUAAAUAUCGAACAUAACUUACCCAACGACCGAGCAGACGUCGAGGAAAUUGUAAAAACAGAUAACAGAGAAAAUCCAAAUAUUAUCGAUGAUCGCGAAAUACCAUCAAAAAACAUAUUAAGAAAAAGUUCAUCUGCAAAGAAACGCUCAAACCGAAAUCUUAAAAAAUUGUACCGAGAAAUACAGACACUGAAGACACGCGUACAUUGCCAAAAAAAAGAAAUUAAACAUAUACAAAAGGAGAAAGAGAAGUAUAAAAAACGUUGGCUACGAGAAAAGGAGAAAGUAAAACCCAAGGAAAUGCCAAAUCGUUCAGAUAGUUUAGACAAUAGUACAAUAUUGAACUCAGAUUUAUCCCCAAACACAAAAGUCGAACGUAUGUUAAAAGGUAGACACGUACCAAAAGAUGUUAAAAGAGAGUUGGUAUUCGGUGAAGCAUUUAGAAAGCAAAUCCAAAUCAAUUUUCAAUCUAAUGAACUUAAUUUAAUGAUGCACCAACUAAAUUAUUUGCGCAAUUGCAUUGAGAACCUUCAAGAAAAUGAAGUUGUCAUGCAAAUAGACUUUUCAGAAAAUUACGUCUCGAAAUUAAGCAGCGAAAUACAGUCCAUGCACUUUGGUGCGAACAAAAAACAAAUAUCCAUCCACACUGGAGUAGCCUAUAUAAUCAAUAACGGAAAUACUGAAACUUUUUCAUUUGCUACUCUAUCUGACAACCUUGAUCACCAGGCCCACGCCAUUUGGCGUCACAUGACACCAGUACUAAGACAUCUAAAAACAAAACUAUCUAAAAAUAUUAUGCACGUAAAAAUAUUCUCUGACGGACCGACAUCGCAGUACAGAAAUCGAUUUAAUAUGUAUCUGGCAGCAAAAAAUUUAAACACGUUUUUCCUCGAUGCAAAGAUUGAAUGGAAUUUUAGUGCCCCAGGACAUGGAAAAGGUCCGAUGGACGGUAUAGGUGGAACUAUCAAGAGACUCGCAGAUAGAAAAAUCCUGCAUGGUUCAGAUAUUUCUUCUGCCCAAGAGUUUGCUGACAUAGUAAAGAGGAGUACGAAAAUUGGUAUAUUUGUUAUUGACAAGGAUGUAAUUCAAGCUGCCAAAGAGGAAAUACCAAAACUACUUUGCAAAUUUAACAAGAUUGGACAAGCAUACCAAAUUGCCUGGAAUGUCGAUGGAGCCUAUGCUAAGUACGACACGAGGUCUUUAAGUUGCAAGUUCUGUACACCUGGAAGCGUGUGCACCCAUUUUUCUGUUGGUACAAGUUGCAUGAAGCUAUAUCACAAUGGUAUUGUCCACGAGAAAGUUAAGGAUUUGAUCACUGUAAAGUUCUUGGCUAAAAAAGGCAAAAACUUCAUCUGGCCUACGAAACAUGAUAUACAAAGUCUUCCUUGCAAAGAUAUUUUAUGCGUCCUUAAAAGUCCUCCUAAAAGCGUAUCAAAAUCUAGGCCAGACUUGUUUUUCAUUCCUGAUGAAGAAGAAAUAAAUGUGCUUUUUGAGACUCAAGUUUAA
Brassicogethes aeneus is the source of this 2193-nucleotide messenger RNA. NCBI's taxonomy places the organism in Eukaryota, Metazoa, Arthropoda, Insecta, Coleoptera, Nitidulidae. The record is from the annotation of a GenBank genome assembly.